AGCGUCACGUGACCCGACCGCGAGCCUCGUGACCCCUGACAGCCUUCUCUGGGGAGAGGGGAGACCAGGAAGGGCGGGGGGCCCUUCCACUUCCGCUUCCGGUGUGCCUCAAUGGUGAGCGCGGAGGGAGGAUGGAGAGCAAGCGGCCGCUCUUGGCGGAGGAGGACCGGGACCGGCCGCCGGCCUACAGCCCCGGAGCAGGAGGAGGAGGCGGAGGAGCGGGACCCCACGGCAACUACGGGGCCAUCCCCCACGCCCCGCCCCCCUACGCGCCAGGCUACGUGGUUCCUCCCAUCCCUCCACCGCACAGCUUCCCCAACACGACAUACACCAUCAUCCAGCAGCCCCUCCCCACCACUUCGGUUGUCGUUGUAGGCGGGUGCCCGGCUUGCAGGGUGGGCGUGCUGGAGGACACCUUCACCUGCCUGGGCGUCCUGUGCGCCAUUGCGUUCUUCCCCGUCGGGAUCCUCUUCUGCCUGGCGCUGCGGCAGCGGCGGUGCCCCAACUGCGGGGCCACCUUUGGAUAAAGGGACCCAUCCACGGGAACCCGGUCGGGGAUUGACAGGAAGGAAGCCGCCGGCCGGCUGCGGUCGAGCGCAGGCCCUUCUUUUCUAAUGUAAAUGUCACGUACAAUCAAUCAUGUUUCUGCUCCGGAGCCAGUUUUGUACCAGUUCCAUGCCGUUAGCCUCUCGCUCCCUCCCUUGCGCGGGGGGAUCCCGCCCGCCCGCCGGCCUCGUUCUUGCGAGGCAGGCACCCGUCUUUGCAUUGUGUCUCAGAUUCACCUUUUUGGAAAAUUUAAAUAAAAAGUGCUUUUUUGCAACUUCA
This is a messenger RNA of Anolis carolinensis (green anole), 825 nucleotides long. RefSeq names its product brain protein I3 (gene bri3). Lineage: Eukaryota; Metazoa; Chordata; Lepidosauria; Squamata; Anolidae. The coding region runs from base 132 to 527 and encodes 131 amino acids. The record is from RefSeq and is a predicted model, not a curated record. The transcript is spliced from 3 exons.